GAUAGAUAGGCAUAAGAGAAGCAACAGCUCCAUAUCCCUCCAUGCAACAAUUCAUCAUAAAUUAAUUGAACGUUUCAUAAUUUUACACGGACAUCUUUCUUCAGCACUUUUUUCCCCAUGCACAAAACACACUAUUAGUAAAUUCAACUCAAACCAUAACACAUACAUAUUUCAGGAAAAUUCAUCACAUAAUCACAUCAAAAGUUUAGUUCAACUCAACUCAAUUCAUCAACAUAUUCAUGGAUUUAGUGUUAUUAUCGUUAUUAUUAUUAUGUUUAAUUUCACAUUCACAUAGAAGCUAUGGUUCAAGUUCUUUCGGUUUUGACAUCCACCAUCGCUACUCCGAACCGGUCAAGGGUAUUUUCGGUAUUGACAACCUACCCGACCAAGGAACUCGUGAAUAUUACAUUGCUAUGGCCCACAGAGACCGUGGGUUUCACGCUCGCCGCCUCGCUGACGGCGCUGAUAUUGAUCAGAAACUUCUUACGUUUUAUCCUUAUAACUCCACAUACCAGAUUUCCAUGUUUGGAUAUUUGCAUUUUGCCAAUGUUUCUGUUGGAACACCGUCUUCAUCGUUCCUUGUUGCAUUGGAUACUGGAAGUGACUUGUUCUGGCUACCUUGCAAUUGUACCAAAUGUCUGCCUGCUGGUCUACAGACAUCAUCAGCACAGAAUUUUGAGUUUAACAUGUAUGAUAAUAGUAGAUCAUCCAGUAGUAAAAAUGUUGCCUGCAAUAGCAGCUUUUGUGAGCAGCCGGCACUUUGUUCUUCAUCUGGUGGCACUUGUCCAUAUCAAGUUCAAUAUCUAUCAGAAAAUACUUCAACUUCUGGUUUCUUGGUGGAAGAUGUGUUGCAUCUAAUUACAGAUCGUGGUGAUCAAACUAAACAUGCUAACCCGACGGUUACGCUUGGUUGUGGGCAAGUUCAGACUGGUGAUUUUCUGACUUGGGCUGCUCCAGAUGGCUUGCUUGGAUUAGGAAUGAGUGAUGUAUCUGUUCCAAGUGUGUUAGCCAAACAAGGGCUAACUUCAAAUUCUUUUUCAAUGUGUUUUCAUGAUGAUGGUUUUGGAAGAAUCACAUUUGGGGAUAAUAGUAAUAGUUUGGACCAAGGAAAAACACCAUUCUAUUCAACUUACAACAUCACUGUCACCCAAAUUAUUGUGGGAGAAAAUGUUGCUGAUCUCGAGUUCAAUGCAAUAUUUGACACUGGAACCUCAUUUACACACCUAAACAACCCGGCUUAUAAGCAAAUUACUCAAAGUUUUGAUUCAAACAUUAAACUCGAGAGGCAUUCAGCUUCUGAAUCUGAUGAGCUUCCCUUUGAGUACUGCUACAACACCAGCCCAAACCAGACGACGGAUCAAGUUCCCACGGUUAACCUAACGAUGAAAGGCGGAGACAGUUAUUUUGUCACGAAACCAACAAUGACGGAUAGUAACAACAGUGUUCUUUGUUUGGCUGUCUUGAAAACCAACGAUCUGGAUAUCAUUGGACAGAACUUCAUGACCGGUUACCGUAUAGUCUUCGAUCGCGAGAACAUGACUUUGGGUUGGAGACAAUCCAACUGUUAUGAUGAUGAACUCUCGAGUUUACCUGUUGACCAAUCGGACGCUCCUACUGGUUCUCCUGAUAUGGCUGUGAUUCCUGAAAGAACAUCUAACCAGUCUAAUGGUCCUGAAAUAAUACCAUCUAGUCACUCAUUAAAGAUAAAACCUGCUUUUGUAUUUACAGUGGCAAUUUUCUGCUUUUGGUCAUUUUUUGAGCAUACCUUUAGAUGUUAGGUGUUGUAUUAUUUAGAUUAGUACUAUUUUUUGCAGAAACACCCGGGUGUGUUUGGUUCAAA
Vicia villosa (hairy vetch) is the source of this 1840-nucleotide messenger RNA. Its product is annotated as aspartyl protease family protein 1-like. The record is from RefSeq and is a predicted model, not a curated record. NCBI's taxonomy places the organism in Eukaryota, Viridiplantae, Streptophyta, Magnoliopsida, Fabales, Fabaceae. The transcript has 10 exons. Gene Ontology annotation, molecular function: aspartic-type endopeptidase activity. The coding region runs from base 240 to 1778 and encodes 512 amino acids. Gene Ontology annotation, biological process: proteolysis.